Messenger RNA from Pipistrellus kuhlii (Kuhl's pipistrelle), 1081 nucleotides. RefSeq names its product stathmin 1 (gene STMN1). Gene Ontology annotation, cellular component: neuron projection; cytoplasm. Bases 185 to 634 code for a protein of 149 amino acids. Lineage: Eukaryota; Metazoa; Chordata; Mammalia; Chiroptera; Vespertilionidae. The record is from RefSeq and is a predicted model, not a curated record. Gene Ontology annotation, biological process: microtubule depolymerization; regulation of microtubule polymerization or depolymerization; neuron projection development. The transcript has 5 exons. Gene Ontology annotation, molecular function: tubulin binding.
GCACGUGCCACCCCUGUCAGCCAAUGCGGAGCCCUCCGGGGAGGUCACGUGCCUCUGUUUGGCGCUUUUGUGCGCGCUCGGAUCUGUUGGUGCUCAGUGCGGCCAGGCGGCUCGGACCGGGCAGGGCUUCCCUUGCCAGUGGAUUGUGUAGAAUAUAUUGCCAGACUCUUGUCUUCUGUUCACCAUGGCUUCUUCUGAUAUCCAGGUGAAAGAACUGGAGAAGCGUGCUUCAGGCCAGGCUUUUGAGCUGAUUCUCAGCCCUCGAUCAAAAGAACCCGUCCCAGAAUUCCCCCUUUCCCCUCCAAAGAAGAAGGAUCUUUCCCUGGAGGAAAUUCAGAAGAAAUUAGAAGCAGCAGAAGAAAGACGCAAGUCCCAUGAAGCUGAGGUCUUGAAGCAGCUUGCUGAGAAACGAGAGCACGAGAAAGAAGUGCUUCAGAAAGCCAUCGAGGAGAACAACAACUUCAGUAAAAUGGCAGAGGAGAAACUGACCCACAAAAUGGAAGCCAACAAGGAGAACCGAGAGGCACAGAUGGCUGCCAAACUGGAGCGUUUGCGAGAGAAGGACAAGCACAUUGAAGAAGUGCGGAAGAACAAAGAAUCCAAAGAUCCUGCUGACGAGACUGAAGCUGACUAAUUUGUUUUGAGAACUGAUUUUCUCCCCCUCCCCUUCCUAAAUAUCCAAAGACUGUACUGGCCAGUGUCAUUUUAUUUUUGCCCUCCUGACAAAUAUUCUAGAAGCUGAUUGAUGUAGGACCAUAGGUAGAUCCAGACUGGAUGAUGUUGUUUUAGGGGAUAAAGGGGAGAAACUGAAAGUGUUUUACGCUUUUUCUAAAGUGUUGAGGUCUUUCUAAUGUAGCUAUUUUUCUUGUUGUACCUUUUCUACUUCAGUACACUUGGUGUGCUGGGUCAAUGGCUAGUACUGUUUUGGCUCUGUGAAAACAUGUUUGUGAAAAGAGUAUGUAGUGGUUGCUUUUAAAUUGUUAGAUGCUGAAUAUCUGUUCCCUUUUAAAUCCCAAUUCUGCCCCGAUCUUACCAGAUGCUACUGUACUUGAAUGGUUAAUAAAACUGCACAGUGCUGUUA